AUGACUAUGGCUAUGGCAGCAGACGACCGACGUCUUGCCCCGACGGCGGACGCGCUCGCACUGCGCGCGGUUCGGCCUCCCUCCGCGGCGCGGCGCCACCGGCCGGCCACGGUGCCGCGAGGUCCGGGAGCGCGCGUGCGCGGGGGCGCCGGUCCGGCGUCGCGACGCCCCACCCCCGGCGUCGUGGCGGCCACCACGCGCCAGCUCAGUCCUGCUGCUCAGGGGGGCGUCACACAACACUGCGACGGCGACGGCAGCGGCACAGCCACACCGCGCCCGCGCCCGCGCCGCGAUCCGAGGAGCUCAGCCUGGCCGGACCGCGUGGCGGCCCCGCCAGCGCCCCUUCCCACGGGCGCCGACCACCUGCUAAGCAGCGCGACGCCGCCACCACGCUCUCCGCGGCGCACCCGUGGGAAGCGAAGGCGGAGCAGGAUUGGAGGAAUGCCGCCGAGCUUACGAGGCUCGGGGGAGCGUAAAAAAGAGAGAGACGGCGCGAGGCCGCGGCGAAAGAGCGAGCGAGAGGGGCGCGGCGAGGACGCGUGUGCGGACACAGACUCACGGCAGGGAAGGGGCCGAGUCGGCGCGGCCGCACGGCGCAGGUCCUCGGCCGAGAGAGAGAGAGAGAGAGCGCGCGCACGGACGGGGCCGCUGGUCUUGCACUUGCAAGUAGUGGAGCCGCCGGCCAAGGACGCAGCAGCGGCGCGCCGCCACGUCAGUCCCGCGUGCGACACUGGCCGGAGCGGACGCAGGCGUGGUGGACGCGCGCGCCCGGGCACUGCCCACCUGCCAUGA
Messenger RNA from Schistocerca cancellata (South American locust), 792 nucleotides. RefSeq names its product atherin-like. The record is from RefSeq and is a predicted model, not a curated record. NCBI's taxonomy places the organism in Eukaryota, Metazoa, Arthropoda, Insecta, Orthoptera, Acrididae. The transcript has 3 exons. Bases 1 to 792 code for a protein of 263 amino acids.